CCCAUCUCUGAACAGGAAAUUUCGAAAUCAAUUAAGAAAUUAAAACGUGGUAAAAGUUCAGGCAAGGAUGAUCUUCCGCCUAAUUUAUUCAUAGAUGGUGCGCCUAUUUUGAUGCCAAUUUUACUCAAAAUAUUUAAUUAUAUUCUAGAUAAUAAUGAUUACCCUAAAUCAUGGCUGAAAGGUAUACUCACACCUAUUCCCAAAAAGGGUAAUCUUGAUAACCCUGAUAAUUUUAGGGGGAUAAAUUUAAGUUCGGUUUUUGCUAAAUUAUUCUCACAUAUUAUUAAUUCGAGAUUA
Lottia gigantea (owl limpet) is the source of this 297-nucleotide messenger RNA. RefSeq lists its product as hypothetical. The transcript has a single exon. The annotation marks the transcript as partial. NCBI's taxonomy places the organism in Eukaryota, Metazoa, Mollusca, Gastropoda, Lottiidae. The record is from RefSeq and is a predicted model, not a curated record.